This is a messenger RNA of Vicia villosa (hairy vetch), 3434 nucleotides long. Its product is annotated as BAG family molecular chaperone regulator 6-like. Bases 209 to 3322 code for a protein of 1037 amino acids. Lineage: Eukaryota; Viridiplantae; Streptophyta; Magnoliopsida; Fabales; Fabaceae. The transcript has 3 exons. Gene Ontology annotation, molecular function: protein-folding chaperone binding. The record is from RefSeq and is a predicted model, not a curated record. Gene Ontology annotation, biological process: protein folding. Gene Ontology annotation, cellular component: plasmodesma.
CCUUUUCAUCCAAUAAAACACAACAAAUUCAAGCUUUCUUUGCCUACUACAACAAAACAAACAACACUUUUACUCUAUUUUCUCGGGUUUGUGGUUCGAUUUUGCAUCGAUAAAUUCUCAUUUGGAUUGUGUGGAACCUGGUGGCUGGUUUUUUCUUUACUCGUUUCGUUAAUAGUUUGUGAUUUAGCAACUUUUGAAGUUUGUAAGCAUGAUUCCUGCAUACAGAAGCAUGGAUUCAUAUCCAUUUCACAGAAAUCAAAUACCAUUUCCUCAUUACUAUCAUCCUUCCAUGGAACCUGUUCCCCCUCAAACGACUAAAUCACCUUUUUCUUAUGAACAACCCUGGCCUUAUGCUAGCAGUUAUGCACCUCAUGUCUGCUAUAGUCAUAUACCUUGUUAUCCUCCUCAUGUUCCCUCUCCAUCACCAAUGUUUUAUUCUGGUGGUGGCCCUUCGUUCUGUGGUCCUUAUUCUCCAUAUUGUAGUAUGGAGGUUCCGAGAUAUGAAUAUGAUAAGUAUAUGCCGAAGGAUCAUCAUUGUUGUGGUUGUCCUAAUCAUUCAUGCAACCAGAAGGAAGAUAGAAAUGUGAGUAUUGAAGAGCAAAAACCUAAUCUUGGUGGUAAGAAAGAGAAUGAUGCUAUGGAGUAUAGGAAUUUUCCAUACCCUUUGGUUUGGGUUCCACCAGAGUACUAUGGAAACAGACAAAUGAAAGUUCCUGCUGGGAUGGAUGAGCAAGAUAGAAUGACACAUGAUAAGAAACUUACUGGCGCGGAGGAUUUCAAUGCGGAUGUGCAGCGAGCAGUUGAGCCGAGAUUACGGAAUGGAUGGUUACCUUUUGAUGUAAAGGGUGUGCCAAACAUGGUUAAGGAGGAAGCUGAUGACAAUGUGAAGGAGUAUGGAAAUGGAAAAAUGGAUCAGAAACAUCAGAGUGAACAACAAAAGAGAUCUGAAUUUCCAUUUCCAUUCAUUUGGUUUCCCUCUUACAAUGAUCAACAGGAUGGUGGAAGGACAAACAAUUGGAAAAGCUGUUCAGCACAGGAAGGUGUUGAGGAUGUGCCUCAUACAUUCAAAUCUGUUCCUGUGAAGUCUUGUGCUGAUGAAGGUGUUGCAAAAAGGACUAAUUCAAAUGAUGUUGAGUCUAGAGAUAGAAGUGCUUUUGAUGUUACAGAGAAAGUGAGUAACCAAAGAAGUAUUCCUGUGAAGCAGAUCGAGUCGAAUCAUAUGAAAAACAACUCCAUGGAAAGUAAUGUUCCUGAAGAAAAUGCAGCAAAAAAAGAGUCGCAUUCCAUCAGCAAGCGACGGUCCGCUUCUCCAACUAAGGGAUCCAAGUUACCUCCUGUUUGUCUAAGAGUUGAUCCAUUACCAAGGAAGAAGAAUGGUAAUGGGAAAGCAAGGUCUUUAAGUCCAUCUGCUUUAAGGAAACAUUCCAAAGAAAUAGCCUGUGAACCAAGCAACACUUCUUCAGACAGCAUGACAGACCAGGCCAAGCUAUGUUCGACUAUUCAGGUAUCCCAAAACAAGACUAAUGAAAACAUGGCAGCAAAGACAGCAAUUGAAGAAGAUGGUAAAAAAGAAAGACGAGUUUUAUCAGAUGCAGAUGCUGCUGUUGUGAUACAAACUGUUUAUCGUGGUUAUCUGGUAAGAAAAUCACAGCCCUUAAAGAAACUUAGACAGAUAGCUGAAAUCAGUAAAGAGGUGACUUAUGUUAAGGAUCGCAUGGAGGCUUUUGAAGAUUCUUCUAAUCUUCAAAUUGAUGACAAGGAGAAACUUGCCAUUGGAGAGACUAUAAUGAGACUAUUGCUGAAGUUGGAUACUAUUCAGGGCUUGCAUCCAAGUUUGAGGGAAAUCAGAAAGUCUCUGGCAAGAGAGCUUGUGACUUUGCAGGAAAAGCUUGAUUCUAUAACGGUGAAGAAUCCUCCUCAGCAGCAGAUGCAGGAGUCAGAUCCUAAGAAACACCUUGAAAUAUCUCAGCAGAAUGUUCAAAAUGGAGAAAAUAACCAAGAGCAACAAGAAGAGAAAGUGGCAUCACAGAAAGAUUCAUCUCAGGAGCAGAUGCAAGAGUUAGAUGCUAAGAAACACCUUGAAAUAUCUCCGCAGAAUGUUCAAAAUGGAGAACAUAACCAAGAGCAACAAGAAGAGAAAGUGGCAUCACAGAAAGAUUCAUCUGAAGGUAUCAGUGAUGGAAAACCUCAAGAUCAGUUCUGCAUGUUGGAUGUGGAAGGUGCAAGUGAAUCUCAGUCCCAUGUUGGUUCUGGAUCAGUUAAUCUGGAUAUUAGCCCAGUGGUUUCUGUUGACGUGAUGGAUUCCACAAGUAAUUCUUCCGAUAAAAUCGACGUGGAAUUGGAAUCGGGGGAGGUUGAUAAACUCAAUAUGAAUGCAUUUAAAGAACUCCCUGUGGGAGUUAUUGAUGAAGAUACCAUUGAGGAUUAUGCAAGUGAAAGGUUAGAUUCUGAUAUGGAUGCAAUGAAGGAGCUUCCAGUGGGAGUUAUUGAUGAAGAUGCCACUGAGGAUUAUGCAAGUGAAAGGUUAGAUUCCGAUAUGGAUGCAAUGGAGGAGCUUCCGGUGGGAGUACUCGAUGAAGACGCUGUCACAUCCACAUCCGAAGAGACUAUAACUGUGGAAAAUGAGGUAUUCAUUAAAGAGCUUCCAGUAGAACUGCUUGAUGAGAAUGCAGAGAAAUCAGAAGCAGAAAGAACUGAAUAUAAAGAAAAAGAUACUGAACUAGAGCAGCCACUGGUUGAAGAAAAAGAAGGGGUGCAGUCUAGCGAGGAAUCAGACGGUUGGGUAAAGGUUGAGUUCCAGAAACAAGAUGAUGAACUUAAAGUGGAUGCACCAGUGGAAACAGAAGAAUCAGGAGAGGGAAUUGGAAAUGAUACAAAGUUACCAUCUCUUGUGAAUGAGGAAUCAAAUGAUGUAGCAAACAUCAUGUUGAAUGAAAAUGAACCAGUAGAGAAGCUUGCACAGCAAGAAACACAUCUUGAUGUUCAAGACACUGUUGCUGGAGAAACAAAUAGUGAUGAUGAUAAAAACACAGAAACUUAUGCCAAGGAGGAAACUGAACCAUCUGUAGAUUUAUCUGUUACCAAGCAUAAUGCAGAUCUGAAUGGUAACAUGAUGUUAUUGGAAGAGAAUGAGAAGCUAAGGAAGUUGAUGAAGGAGUUACUUGAAGCUGGGACUGAACAGUUAAGUGUAAUAUCAAAUUUGACUGGGAGAGUGAAAGAUUUGGAGAAGAAAUUAGCCAAAAGUAGGAAGAGUAAGAAAGUGAGGACAAAGAGACAUAGAUCAGUAACUCCCAAAGUGUCAUGUGAUAACUCUACUGAAUAAUAAGUGAUUCUCAACACUGUAAGUUUUGUAUGUUAAGAGUGAGAUGUGGUAUGAGUCCUUAUGUAUAAUUGUAAUGUUUGUGAUAUGAAAAUAUGAAUAAUGUUAAGUUUCA